Molecule: messenger RNA, 2346 nt
Organism: Xenopus laevis (African clawed frog)
Lineage: Eukaryota; Metazoa; Chordata; Amphibia; Anura; Pipidae
Product: protein mono-ADP-ribosyltransferase PARP15
Exons: 15
Coding region: 225-2012 (595 amino acids)
Source: RefSeq, a predicted model, not a curated record
CCAGAUGUAGGUAAUUGGGUAAUUUAUCUGGAUGGCAGUAUUCAGCUAUAUGUAAUGAGUAGGUAAAUUUCUAUCCUCCCUUCCUUAGCAGCUCAGAAUGAAGUUCUUGGAGUAUCAGUCAAAUAUAACAGAGCUGAACGUCUGAUUAGUCCAUUAGAGACCAUCUCUUGCCUGGGCAGCUGGACCUUAAUCAGAUUUUGUCAGUUCAAACCUAUUCCACUGAAAUGUACCACAGACUGAUGGUAAAUGCAAACAAUGGAACAAGCAUUUACAAGUCCUUUCAGCCCCAUACCCUGUAUAAUGAAAACAUGUAUAAGGAGGUCAGCAUGAAUGAGCUGGUGAUUGGGCAAUCCAUUGUCAUGCUGAAGAAGGGUGAUAUAACUGAGGAGAGUACAGAUGCCAUAGUAAACAUCAAUAAUUAUUCUCUGGUCCAAAACUUUGGGGUAUCCAAAGACAUUUUGGCAGCUGCUGGGGACAUUGUUAAAGGAGAAUGCUCUCGAUUGGGCCAACAACCUCAUGGUGAUGUUGUUGAGACUGGAGCAGGGAAUCUGAAUUGUAGUAGAAUAAUUCACUUGAUUGGUGCCACAACCUGGGACAGUAUUAUGGCUGGAGUGAAGAAGAUUCUGGAAAAAUGUGACCAACUUGAUCUAAUAAGUGUUGCUUUUCCAGCACUUGGCACAGGUACAGGGGGCAUUUCAGCAAAGCGAUCCAUGGAGGCAAUUCUGACUGCCAUAGAGGAAUAUCUGUCAAGAUCCACCACAAGUUCCUUCCUAAUCUAUAUCGUGGCUUUUACUCAACAUGUCUACCAAGAAUAUUUAAAUGUUUUUGAGAGCAGAAUGUUCUCCCUCAAGAAACUAACCCUACAUGACCCAAUAUAUGGGAGCAUUGUGGAAAUAAUAAGAGAAGAUAUAACCACACUUAAUGUUGACUGUAUUGUGAAUUUAAAUAACGCAACACUAGAUCGGAUUAAAGGUGUUUCUGGGCCAAUCUUGUCAGCAGCUGGAGCAAAUGUGAAAAAUGAGUGUAAAACAAUGGGUGGAAUAAGACCAGGAAAGAUGAUACUGACAAGUGGGGGAAAUUUAAGAUGCAAGAAAAUCCUGCACCUGAUUGGUCCCACAAGAGCAGCUGAUAUAGCGUUGUCAUUGGAUCAGAUACUACAGGAAUGUGAAAAAUAUGCUCUCACAACCAUUGCACUGCCAGUCAUUGGAACAGGAGAAGCAAGCAUUGAUCCCAACGAUGCCAUACAAGAAAUGUUGGAAGGCCUUAACCAGUAUUUUCAGAUUGCUGUAUUCACCAGCAUCAAGAAGAUAUACAUCAUUGCAUUUACAGAGGAGAUUUACCAAAUAUUUCAAAUCAAAAUAUCUCACUUACAGGCUACAGACAUGAAUUUAGGAUUCAACGUAGUAGAAGCAGCAAAUAACCCACCAACAUGGACAGCCAUGGGCACAAGCGAAUACUUGAUCGUUGAACUUCCUAGGGAUUCUACUGAAUUUAAGACAAUUGAAAAUGAUUUCUUAAAUUCAGCUAAACCCUUGUGCUCUCAGGUGAUUAAGAUCAAAAGGGUUCAGAAUGUGAAACUGUGGAGAAUAUUUGAGGUACAAAAGGAGUAUGUUCAAUCAUGUCAUCCCAACCAGCAAAACCACAGAUGUCUUUAUCAUGGUUCCUCUGAGGGAACAGUUGCAAAGAUCAGCAAAUUUGGUUUUAACAGGAGUUUCUGUGGCAGAAAUGCUACACGCUAUGGGAAAGGAACUUACUUUGCGAAACAUGCAUCAUAUUCUUGUGAUGACUUGUACUCUGUUCCUGAUGAAAAUAGACACAAACAUAUCAUCUUGGCAUCUGUGAUAACUGGAAAGUGGUGUUUGGGAAAAAGACAUUAUUUGGAACCACCACCAAUGGAAGACAACCCAAACCUACUCUACAACUGUGUAGUCGAUCAUGUCAGCAACCCAGAUAUCUUUGUCAUCUUCUCUGAUUAUGGUGCCUACCCGGAAUACUUAAUCACAUGUAGAUAGAUCCAGUUCCAAAUGAGCUGAAGGUUGUCUGUUACUUACUGCCACUGUACUUUUUAUGCUUAACUAAAGAAGCUGCCCAUUGGAGGAACGGAGAAACCAAGUCUAUGCUAGAAGGGGUGUUUGGGGUUCUAUGUGCAGGGCUGGAAUAUAUUAUCUACAUUAGCUGUACUAGACUGGCCCACUGUGUGAAGACCCUGGGUUCCCUGAAUGUCCGCUCUUGCCAUGAACAUGCACUUAUGCCAUGAACAUGCACUUAUUUCUGUCACUUAUUUGUGCUUGCAUUGUGUUAUAUUCACUACCACCUAUGCACUGAUUAAAUGUUAACAUUCUUCUA